AACAAAAGUGAGACAGAACUAGGAAGGGAAAACGAGGGGAAGGGAAAGAAAAACCACAGCAAGAGCAACGCUAUGGAAACCAUUCUUUAAACGGUUACUAUAGCAACCGCAAAGCGGCAGGCCAAAAAGAAGGGUGGAGCAAAACAAGCGCCGUAUUCUUCCGUUCCAGAAAAGGGCGGGUCUUCCACAGUGGACAGCCAAUGGGAAGGCGGAGGAAAUACAAAUGCCUCCUGGCGGGAGAAUGUUGCAAUUACGUGGGGAAAGAACAAGGAAUGCCAGACGAUGACGCAUGCGCAGAGCAGCACAGGUUUACCUACCCAUGGCCGACCAAGAGACCGUAGCACUUGUAGUGGACAACGGCACCAGAAACUGCAGAGCAGGAGUUGCAGGAGAGGACCUCCCCAGAGCAGUACUUCCUUCCAUCGUUGGGAGGCCCAAACAACAGAGUGCAGUGGAAGACACCGCCAGGAAGGCCUACUAUGUGGGAAGUGACGCUCAGAGCAGGAGAGACCUCUUGACCUUGAGGUGCCCCUUUCAAAAUGGCUUUAUUACCAACUGGGAUGACAUGGAGAAAAUCUGGCACCAUGUUUUCUACAAGGAGCUGCAGGUGGCCCCGGAGGAACAUCCAGUCUUGUUGUCCGAGCAUUCCAGGAACUUCAGGAACGACCGGGAGAAAAUGACCCAGAUUAUGUUCGAGAGCUUCAAUGCGUCAGCCUUCUACUUGGCCUUCCAAGCCGUUCUCUCCCUCUACGCUUCCGGCCGCAUCACUGGAGUCGUUCUGGAUAUAAAGAACGACCGGCUGGAUCCUGUCCCCGUCUACGAAGGCCAUGCUCUCCGCCAUGCUCUCUUCCGCAUGGAGCUGGGCGGCGAAGACCUGACCGACUUCCUUCUGCAGGCGCUGAAUGAAAGAGGCUACCGCAUCAAAGCGGAAGAGAGGGAGAUGGUGGAGGACAUCAAGGAGAGGUUGUGCUACGUGGCCCCGGAUAUUGUGAAAGAAAUAGCCACCGCUACACCCUCCUCUUUGGAAAAGCAGUAUGAGCUACCCGACGGGCAGGUGAUUACCAUUGAUACCGAGCGUUUCAAGUGCCCCGAAGGCCUCUUCCAGCCCAGAUACCUGAACAAAGAAUGUUGUGGCGUCCACGAGACUGUCUGGCAUGCCGUGAUGCAGUGUGACCGGGAUCUCCGCGGCACAAUGUUUAAAAAUGUCGUGGUGGCGGGUGGCACCUCCAUGUUCCCUGGCUUUGCUGAAAGGUUGCAGACGGAGCUGGUGCCACUGGUUCCCUCGAAGGCGGAGGUCAAGGUCAUUGCUCCCCCCAAUCGCACAUGCUCAGCGUGGGUUGGGGGAUCCCUCUUAGCGUCUCUCCCUCACUUUCAGCAAAUGUGUAUCAGCAAAGAGGAAUAUGAGGAAUUUGGCCCAGCUCUUGUACGCCGGAAGUGCUUUUGAGGGUUUUGGGGUUUUUUUUGCCGCUUUUGCCACAUGUCGAAAUAGUAGA
Molecule: messenger RNA, 1493 nt
Organism: Ahaetulla prasina
Lineage: Eukaryota; Metazoa; Chordata; Lepidosauria; Squamata; Colubridae
Product: actin-87E-like
Exons: 2
Coding region: 290-1444 (384 amino acids)
Biological process (GO): cell motility; axonogenesis
Cellular component (GO): cytoplasm; synapse; membrane
Molecular function (GO): protein kinase binding; nucleosomal DNA binding
Source: RefSeq, a predicted model, not a curated record